This is a messenger RNA of Rhinocladiella mackenziei CBS 650.93, 912 nucleotides long. RefSeq lists its product as uncharacterized. Gene Ontology annotation, molecular function: protein binding. The transcript has 2 exons. The record is from RefSeq and is a predicted model, not a curated record. NCBI's taxonomy places the organism in Eukaryota, Fungi, Ascomycota, Eurotiomycetes, Chaetothyriales, Herpotrichiellaceae. The coding region runs from base 1 to 912 and encodes 303 amino acids.
AUGACCAGAGUUGAUCUCUCAUUGAGACAGGCGAUUCUGUUGAACGACGUCGCUUUGGUUCAACGACUCCUAAGAAGCAACCCCUCCUACCUUCACAAUCCUGACUAUGCCGACAAGAGCAAUACUUCAUUGCAUCUCGCUGCACAGUAUGGCCUCGAGCAGAUUGCAGAAUUUUUGAUCUCUAGGGGACAUGAUAGCACUCGGCCAGUCGAAGACUGGAUCUAUAGCAACCAUGGAGACAAUCUCGGCAUUUCCGUCAACACGGAGGGCCAGACACCUCUCCAUUUAGCUUCCGCCUUCUCCCAAGCCGCUGUCGUCGAACUGCUCUGCAAGCAUUUCCCUCAAACUGUAACCCGACGAGAUCACAAAGGACAGACACCUCUUCACCUAGCUUCAUCGUCCCAAGUAAUGCCUACAUUGAAUAAAUAUGUCAGCCACACCUUGAAACCAACAGCUCGCACACCGGAAGACACCAACACUAUUGAAACUCUUCUGGCUCAUGGGGCAGAUGUAAAUGCAAGAGAUGAUCAAGGGAAUACGUGCCUACACAAUGCAAGUGCUUGGGGCAAUUUGAAAGCAGUCCGGGCUUUGAUUCAGGCCGGAGCAGAUCCAUUGCGCAAGAACAAGGCUGGCUGGACGCCUGAGUGUUACAGCAUUACGGUGCAAGCCGAGGUCUAUUAUCGCAAUCUAGUCGCAGAGUGGGAGAAGAGAAAGACCGAAGAAGAGAUGCGAGCAACUGAGAGACGAGCCAAAGGUGGUGGUGCUGUCAGACUGGUGCCUCAAGAAGCCGAGAGUGACGAGGCAAGCUCGGACCCGGGAAGAAGCCGGGCCAGCAGUGCCAGAAGUCAACUGACUAACGAUAGCGAUGCGGGCUUAGGUAUCAGUAUAAGUUACGUGGAUACUUGGAAGUGA